Rubroshorea leprosula is the source of this 939-nucleotide messenger RNA. The record is from the annotation of a GenBank genome assembly. Lineage: Eukaryota; Viridiplantae; Streptophyta; Magnoliopsida; Malvales; Dipterocarpaceae.
AUCCAUGUACGAGGGUAAAAUCAGAUUCAGAUCGCACUGACGCUGAAAUCCAACAUCGAUUUAUUAUUCCGAUUCCCAAACUUUGAUUCUCUAAGAGCUCUCCCUCACCGCCACCAUUCAUCGUCGCAGCCGUCAUAAAUUUCUCAAUUCAGGAGUUGUUGAGGUGGGAAGAUCAAGAUGGGAGCUUUCAUAUCCAAGUUCUGGUUCAUGAUGUUUCCUGCAAAGGAGUACAAGAUUGUGGUUGUAGGGCUGGAUAAUGCUGGCAAAACGACGACACUGUACAAGCUCCACCUCGGGGAUGUUGUCACCACCCACCCUACUGUUGGCAGCAAUGUUGAGGAGCUUGUCUACAAGAAUAUACGCUUUGAGGUCUGGGAUCUUGGUGGACAAGAGAGACUCAGAACAUCAUGGGCAACGUAUUAUCGUGGAACUCAUGCUGUUAUUGUGGUGAUAGACAGCACUGAUAGAGCCAGGAUUACCAUUAUGAAGGAUGAACUCUUCAGGUUGCUUGGGCAUGAGGAUCUACAAAAUUCCGUUAUUCUGGUCUUCGCAAAUAAACAAGAUCUCAAAGACGCAAUGACACCAGCUGAGAUCACUGACGCCCUUUCUCUUCACAACAUCAAAAAUCAUGAUUGGCACAUUCAAGCCUGCUGUGCGCUUACAGGAGAUGGGCUGUACGAUGGUCUAGGGUGGAUCGCCCAACAUGUUACUGGGAAAGCACAGAGUUGAAAAAAAGUAUAUCUGGUUCAAUUUUCACAUAUUUAUGGAUUUGAAGGAUGAGAGAAACCCAAGCAACUUUUGUGUACCAUCUGCUGUAAAAAAGCUGUUUCUUACUAAAUUUCUAGAUUGUUUUCACAGUUCAGUUUGCAUGAAUGCCAUGUCCUACACAAUGAAACAUUUCAUUUAACAUUUGAGAAAGAAGAAAAUGUUGCCAUAAAU